ACUGAACCCAGCUGAGAGAAAGAAAAUUAAGAAGAUGCUAAAAGAUAACCUCUUCAUCAACAGUUAACCACACUUUUUAAAAACCCAAAGUUUACAUUAUAUAUCUUAUUAUUUAUUGUUGUGAUCGAAUAAUACAAUUAGUUGAAAAUGUUUUGCAAAGAAAUGUUGGUUUCUAGUAGAAAAAUAUUCAGCCACAGAAAUAUAAUCCAUUCCGUCAGGCUUUCAUUCAGUAAAAAUAUUUCUUUGGCCUGCCAGAGAGAAAUCCAUUAUUCUGCCACAAGAAUCAAUUCAACAACUAAUCAAGAACAGACGUUUGUAAGAUAUAGACGUUUACUAAAAGUUAUACAACGGUAUGUAGCGACUUCUUCCAUACAACGUACCACCGAAGUUGACAGAACCAGGCUAACCAGCCACUCUGAUUUCACUAUCGAAAAAGCACAUUCUCAAGGUAUACUUGCAACAAAAGAUGAUAAUCGUUCUGACCCAGACAUUCCAGAGGAAACUGUAAAACAGGUAGUGGAUCUAGUACAAGAGUUUGAGGCAACUCCAAGUGAAAGCCCCCUACAUGGAGACGCUGUGAAACUAUUCAAUAGUCCUAAGGGCACUUUGCACAACAUUUUCCAACAGGUGACAAGUGAAACAAAAAAUACCGCUUUCAAAGCUACUCCUUCCUAUCGACUAGUCCUAGAUCAUAAAAAACAGAUGUGGUUGUGCACCUAUAAUAUUAGCUGGCCAACAGAAAUGAAGUUCAUGGCUAAAGACUCUAAAAAAUCAGUCGCUUCGACCAAAGCAGCCCUGCAGGUGCUUUCUUGGCUUUUGAAGGAGAAAAAAAUCACCAAAGAAGGAGUUCCCAUAUUGUACGAUGAAAACGAAGUGAAAAUAUUGACGAAAAAAUCCUGUCCUAUUGUUAGUUUAGAUCAUAAGACUAUUGACAAGAUGCAACGGAUAGUUGGGGUGUACGAAAAGCAAAUAUCUCCACGAAUAAGCCGGAGUCAAUCAACUGGAGAUGAAAAUGAAGAUGAUGCAGAGGAUAUAUUUUAUGAAGAGCUUGAAGGUGAGAGUUUCAAGCAACGAACAAAGUAUCUAGGUUACGAGAAGUAUAUGGCCAAGGAGAAAGUGAAGCUGCCUAUAUCGGAUUUCAAGGAGAAAAUAAUCGAUCAAGUGAAUUCCCACCAAGUGGUGAUAAUAAAGGGAGAACCAGGCUGCGGAAAAAGCACGAGGGUGCCCCAAUACAUCCUGGAAGCGUGGGCCAAAGAUGCUUCGUUUGGAAAGCCGGGGAAAAUUGCCGUUACCCAACCGAGACGUAUAGCAGCCAUAUCUCUCUCUCAGAGAGUGGCAGCAGAACGAGAGGAAUUGCACUUUUUGGAAUCUUUGGAAAACGUCGACGUCCAAAAAACAUUGAAAAUGUGCGAUGGAGAAGUCGCCACGGUAGUACACGAAGACGUCGUCCAAGUCUUGCAGCACAUCCACAAAAGCAAGCCGGAGGGCGCCAUUCUCUGCUUUCUCCCGGGCUGGGAGGACAUUUCGAAGAUCCGUAAGUUGAUUCCGGAAAGAUCCGAUCUCGUCGUGCACUGCUUACAUUCGAGACUCCAGGACUCUGAACAAUGGAAAAUAUUCUCACGGCCUCCGCCGGGAGUUAGGAAGAUCAUCCUGGCGACCAAUAUCGCAGAGACUUCCGUUACGGUCGAUGAUGUUGUCUACGUAGUGGAUACUGGCGUACAUAAGGAACAGAGAUUUGACGUCGUGAAAGGUAUCAAGUGCAUCGACAACCAUUGGAUUUCGAAAGCCAGCGCGACCCAGAGGAAGGGCAGAGCGGGUAGGUGCUGCCCUGGAGAAAGCUUCCAUCUGUACACGCGCGCCAAGUACGACGCCUUCGCCGAAUACUCGCUGCCGGAGAUCUUGCGCACCUCGCUGUCUAAGAUCGUCCUCGACUGCAAGGUCGUCAGCAGCGACGCGAACGCGUUGGAGUUCAUGGGGCAGCUGCCCACGCCCCCCGCGGAGGCAGCAGUCGCGGGGGCGGUUCGACAUCUGAAGGACCUCGAGCUGCUCGACGGUUCGGAGAAACUGACGCCGCUCGGGAGGACCCUGUCCGACUUCCAGCUGGAGCCAGAACUAGCCAAGGCGAUGGUGGACGCGGUCGUCUUCAAGUGCGUCUCGCCCGUCGUCGACGUCGUGACGCUCUUCUCCGCCGAGACGGAGCUCUUCGUCUCAGGCCUGCUCAACAAGGAGGCAGCUCGGGCCAUCAAGAGGCAGUUCUGCAGAAGCAGCGACCACCUGGCGAUGAUGAGGCUGUUCGAGAAGUUCCUGGAGAUCGCCGACGAAGACAACAGCAGGGAGGUGGAGCGGUUCUGCCAAGAUGCCUGCUUGGUGCCGCACAAGAUGAGGACGCUCGAGA
This is a messenger RNA of Leptinotarsa decemlineata (Colorado potato beetle), 2395 nucleotides long. Its product is annotated as ATP-dependent RNA helicase DHX30. Gene Ontology annotation, molecular function: ATP binding; G-quadruplex RNA binding; RNA helicase activity. Lineage: Eukaryota; Metazoa; Arthropoda; Insecta; Coleoptera; Chrysomelidae. The record is from RefSeq and is a predicted model, not a curated record. Gene Ontology annotation, cellular component: cytoplasm; intracellular anatomical structure; nucleus.